Messenger RNA from Lentinula edodes (shiitake mushroom), 1521 nucleotides. RefSeq lists its product as uncharacterized. Bases 1 to 1521 code for a protein of 506 amino acids. The transcript has 2 exons. Lineage: Eukaryota; Fungi; Basidiomycota; Agaricomycetes; Agaricales; Omphalotaceae. The record is from RefSeq and is a predicted model, not a curated record.
AUGUCCGAGUACUCUUCUUCUUCAUCCGACUCUGAUCAAGACAUGGAUUAUUGGGAUUGCCCUCCAGAAUUGUCUCAAUUUCCUGUCUCGAACGCUCGCGAUACUCCCUGGUCUAUUGACCAAUUCACUCAGGCAAGCAGAAAUCGCCGCGAACGUUGUUCUCUGCAGCCUGUUUCUCCCAGACGAAUUAUCGAGCUGCCUAAGAUACACCAAAUAUCUGGAGGCUUUCUGCACGAGGAUGGCCUACUUCUUUACACGGCAGAACACUCAUCGGUGCUCAGGUGUUUGGAGUAUGCAAAGACUCACUGGCGAUUGCCCACUAAUGUGCCAGACAAAAUCCUUGCGCUCGCUGCACUCGAGACCUUCCUCCAUCCAUUCGAUCCAGCUCAUUGGUUGUUCUGGAGUAACGAGCAGAAGGAUCAAAGUGCAAAGCUAGUUCAGAGCCACAUAUGCCGUCGAACCCCAACUAUCUAUCAUCCUCUAUCUUGGUCUAUUCUCGAUUGGAAAUUUAGACUUUCUGGUUUACACAGUAAACAGCUGCCCGACGUUCUUUGUCGCGAGCCAUGGUAUGACACCCUGGUCCUUUCCACCUAUCUCAAGGAUUUGCCUAUCAGAGGCCCAGUACUGCGGAAACGCAAGGCUCAUCCUCCUACUGACGCUCCAACCAAAACCUCUGAGCGGACAAAAGACACAGACUCUUUGCCUGCGAAAAAAGCCCGAAUCACCAGAGCCCGGCCCUCACGCAAAGCUGCAUCGCCCAUGAAUUCAUUACUAGAACCUGAAACUCUUCUACUUAACAUGCCCAAUCCAGAUUCGUCUCUCAAUCCUGCUCGCAUCACUUCCGUUUUGCCUGAUGUUUUCAACCUCUCCCAACUUCCCCACCCACAUGCCAACCCAUCUGCAUCAUCCGGUUGCUCUAAUGACAACUUUUCGCGACAGUCACCCAAAAUCUUAUCAGCUCGGCUUCCGAAGCGUGCUUCCACCUCGUCUACAUCUUCUUCUCCGACUUCCUCGUCCAUCGUCCUACCUCCCCCCGAAUAUUCACGUACGCGUUCUUCCUCGAGAUUGUCCGCCCAGACACUAGUGGAUGAUACCAGGGAUCUCUCUCCCUCCGUUUCUUCUGCUACGACAGUCGCCGAUUCAUCUUCCGCAAAAGGCAAGCAGAAAGCUGUUGUUGCACCCGUGGAAUCCGAAGCGAGGCUCAUAGGCGUAAUUGAUGUUAAGGACAUUGCGUCCCUCGCCGAAACCUUCAACGACGAAGCCGACGUUUUUUUCUCCAGAGUGACGAGGUCUCGCACAGGUGCUUCCAAAACGGAGGUAGCAACUUCGGGACCACAACGGUCUCUACUCGGCCGGAAAAAUCGAUUGAAUAACGUUCAUCCCUAUUCCACUGAAAAAACAGCGCGCGGACUGGCUCAUUCCAACUCUGGCGCUACCGAGAAGCUCAUCGAUUCCGAAACUCUUGUCCCAUCUCCGGCACCGCGAAGUCGGAGUAGGAAGGCAAAGAUCAGUCGGAGGUGA